Lolium rigidum is the source of this 1215-nucleotide messenger RNA. RefSeq lists its product as uncharacterized. Gene Ontology annotation, molecular function: ubiquitin protein ligase binding; protein tag activity. The record is from RefSeq and is a predicted model, not a curated record. Gene Ontology annotation, biological process: modification-dependent protein catabolic process; protein ubiquitination. The annotation marks the transcript as partial. Lineage: Eukaryota; Viridiplantae; Streptophyta; Magnoliopsida; Poales; Poaceae. The transcript has 6 exons. Gene Ontology annotation, cellular component: cytoplasm; nucleus.
AUGUCGCUGCUGGCACUCGGGAGUGAGGAGAAUAGCCGCGCGGUCGCCUCCACGGCCGGCGGCGGCAGCUCGGCGGCGGCCUCCCCGGCUGGCUCCUCUGAGGACGGCGAGUGGUUCCGCAUUUACGACCGGAUCGAGGCGCUGCUGCCGCGUGUCGAGGCGCUCGCUGGCGACCGCGCGCGCUUGGAGGAAGUCGCCGAGCUGUCGGAAGCCCGCGAGAAGAAACUCCACGCCCGCCUCCUCCAGGCGGAGGCCAGCAGGAUGCGCUGGAAGAGGGAGUACAUCGAGCUGCCGCUCUUGGCGAAUCCCAUGAUACCUAAACUCAAAGAGAUCGACUUGAAGGACCGCGGAACGUGUGAAGACGCUGAUAACUCGCAACUCAAGGAAGCUAGAACUUGUGUAGAGCUAAGGCAAAACAAUGAGAAUCAUGAGGGUGUUGCAGGGGAUUUAAGAGCAGAACUAAGAAAACUGAAGCAAGCUUACGAGGCUGUCUGCUUACACAAGGAUUCCUUGGUUAAGGAGAAAGACGAUGAAAUCCAAAAACUCAAAAAUGAGGCUGGUCAAAAGCGCAGAAAGACAGCCGAUGAUAUGCAUCAUGAACAGUGCACGAUGCAGAUCUUUGUCACGAUCCUUAAUCGCAAGACCAUCACUCUCGAGGUCAACGGGUUAGACACGAUCUGUGAUGUCAAGGCUAAGAUUGAAGACAAGGAGUGCGUCCCUCCAGUCCUACAGAGACUCAUGUUUGGUGAUAGGCUGUUGGUGGACAGCCGCACCCUUGAGUCCUACUACAUUCAGAGGGAAUCCACCCUCACCCUUCACCUUGUCCUCCAAGGGAUGCAUAUAGUUGUCAGCGCGCUUGAUGUUGAGAGAGCAGAUACCGUGAAGGCAAAGUUACUCGAGGAGACUCUUGAUGUUGAGAGAGCAGAUACCAUAUACAGUGUGAAGGCAAAGAUAUUCGAGGAGACUCUUGAUGUUGAGAGAGCAGAUACCAUAUACAGUGUGAAGGCAAAGAUAUUCGAUGAAACUGGCAUUGUCCCAGCUGAUCAGCACCUUGAGUUUGGUGGGAAGAAUCUGGAGGAGCGCCGCACCUUGACUGACUAUGGCAUACAAAAUGAUUCUACACUUAAUGUCGUGUAUAAUGCGUGGGUUGAUAAGAUACACAUCUCAGUCAGGGCACCAACUGGCAGGACCGUCAUCGAACAUUCUGCUAUGCGG